Molecule: messenger RNA, 1735 nt
Organism: Mesocricetus auratus (golden hamster)
Lineage: Eukaryota; Metazoa; Chordata; Mammalia; Rodentia; Cricetidae
Gene: Prnd
Product: prion like protein doppel
Exons: 2
Coding region: 77-613 (178 amino acids)
Biological process (GO): intracellular copper ion homeostasis; protein homooligomerization
Cellular component (GO): membrane
Molecular function (GO): copper ion binding
Source: RefSeq, a predicted model, not a curated record
UGGGGAAAGUGUUCCGGAGAAGGGCAGGCUCCAGGCUCCAGAGGUCACAGUAGCAGAGAACCGAGAUUCUCACACCAUGAAGAACCGUCUGGGCACAUGGGGACUGGUCAUCCUCUGCAUGCUGCUUGCCAGCCACCUCUCCAUGGUCAAGGCGAGGGGCAUAAAGCACAGGUUCAAGUGGAACCGGAAAGCCAUGUCCAGCAGCGACCAGAUGACCGAAGCCCGCAUGGCUGAGAACCGCCCAGGAGCUUUCAUCAAGCAAGGCCGGAAGCUGGACAUCGAUUUUGGAGCAGAGGGCAACAGGUACUACGCCACCAACUACUGGCAGUUCCCGGAUGGGAUCUACUACGAAGGCUGCUCUGACGCCAAUGUGACCAAGGAGGUGCUGGUGGCCAGCUGCAUCAACACCACCCAGGCGGCCAACCAGGCUGAGUUCUCCCGGGAGAAGCCGGAUAACAAGCUCCACCAGCGAGUCCUCUGGCGGCUGAUCAAAGAGAUCUGCUCCACCAAGCAUUGCGAAUACUGGUUGGAAAGGGGAGGUGCACUGCGGGUCACUGUGGACCAGCCAGCAAUGGUCUGCCUGCUGGGUUUCAUUUGGUUCAUUGUAAAAUAAACAACAACAAGGUUGGCAGCCACAGAGGUGAGCCAGCCGGCAAAGGUGGACAGAGGUACCCCAGCUCUCCCUCUCUAACCCCCAGUGUCCUGAAGGUACCAAGGUGUAGUGAUUCAUGGCACUUCAAAAGUCCCUUCCAAGUACUCUCCUUCCCAGCAUGAGUUUAAUAAGGUGUUUCAGUGCCCCCAUACCUCUCCCUGGCGGAACCGUCUUGUUCCCACUUUUACAGCUAUUCUAGGUGAUAGACCAACCAAAGAACUCGCAAACUGCUGUACACAGCACCUGAUUCCCCCAGCUAAUGGAGGUGGCCAGGAAACUGAGGUUCGCAUCGCUGAAGUCGCCCUCAGGUACAGACAGGAAGCAGCAGAGCUGGGAUUCCCCUGUUCUGUCUCCCCUCAGGUUUCCUGUUCCAUGUAGCCCAGAACUGCUCAUGAUCACGGCAGGAUUCCCAGGUGCAAGCCCAGGCCUGUGUGUGGAGUGGAAGUCCCCCCCUGAAGGAAGUGGGCAUCCCUGAGCAAGGACUAUGCAUCUUGACACCUUCCAGUGAGGCUAAAACAUUACAAAGACGUUCAACUCAAGCAGACACUCCACCAGACAGAGGUUCAGAAAUGACAUUGUAGGGAAAUUUGCCACUUGCUUCCCAGAGAGCAACAUCAGGACAGGAUGUGUUUGUGGUGUCUAGAUUCUCUUCCACAAGGACUGGUGUUUGCUGUGCUGGUCCCUGCAACGAUCUGCAAAGUUAAGAAACCCCUUGUAAAUGACAUGUUUGCAUCUUUGUUUUUCAUUUAUCUGUUUUGUUUUUCUAGAUGGGAAUCUAUAUAGCCCAGGUUGGCCUCAAACUCACAUUCUUUUAGCCUCCUGAAUGCUGGGAUUGCAGGCAUGCCACCAAGCCCAGAUGUUCCCCGGACCUGUACACGUGGUCUUGUGUAUCCUGUAAGCAUCUUUAAAUAUGUUCCCUUUGUACAGUGCUCUCCGCAAUCACUACUGCUUUUCGAACCCACUUUGGCAAGGGUUAUUCUUGGUGAAUCAAUUAUUACUCAAAAAAUACAAUUACUGGCCAAAAAGCCUGAGACUGGCAUCUUUGAGAGACCAAUAAAGACUCUGUCAUCACGAGAAUUGGUA